Messenger RNA from Stegodyphus dumicola, 3197 nucleotides. RefSeq lists its product as uncharacterized. Lineage: Eukaryota; Metazoa; Arthropoda; Arachnida; Araneae; Eresidae. The record is from RefSeq and is a predicted model, not a curated record.
GAAGGAGCGCAAUACAUACUAGAUGAUAUUUUGAUAUAAAAAACUCAUUAAACACUAAAUUAUAUAAAUAUAAUAAUACUCCUUGAUAAAAAUCUGAAGAUCGAAUAAAAGUAACUAGUAUUUACAUCUUUAAAAAUUAAAUUACUAAUUUUAAAGUCUGGAAUUUGCUGUCGGGAUAUUCUUGGUAAUGCCUGACUAUCCUGUAUCUCGAAAUGGUUAUGUUACAAUAUUUAACAUCAAGUGUAAAGUAAUUUCUUGCGCGUUGCAUUUUGUUUGUUGGAAAUCGGAGCGAGUGACCAAGACAUAAAAUGAAAAUCCGCUGCAAUUUCUCGCUUUUGUUUGCCGCUAAAGUAAACUAAAAAUCCAUUUCAAACUGACAUAUUUUGCAAAUAGAAAGCCGCGUAAAAGGAAGCUCCUGCGAGAUUUCUAUGUUUAUUCAAACCCAAGUUCUUAACCGUGUUCAAAAGUCUAUUAAUUUUGUUACGAUACGAGAAGUUUCUUUGAGCUAACAAACCGAUCUUGAGCACAAGUAGAAAACCGCGUUAUAUUUACGUAGUUUUUGAAUUAAAGUUAAAUUUUGUUCAGCUUUGCAAACAAUAUUAGAAAAGCCGCCUUCUGGAAUUCUACAGUCGAAGAUCCUCCUCUCCACCCACACAUCUUCGGAUGGAAGAUACAUAUAGGCGACUUUAAACCACUGGGCAUUACAACAGCUAGUCCUUUCUUCAGGAACCCACUAUCGGAGAUUCUUCUCACGAACUGUCCGAGAAGUCAAAGAAGAGCUGUCGAGUAUGAAAGAAAAUUUGAAACUGAUAGUGGUGACCAUCAUAUAUGGGCUCCUAGUUUCUGAAGUAUGGGCACUUCCAGUUACUGCACCCCAAAAUGAUUUCCCUGGAUUCGAUAUAUUUGAAGAAAACCAGUUUGAUGGUCUUAGCGAAGAUUUUGGAACAUUUGAAAUAAAUGACAUUGCUAUUGAUGAAUUUGGUAUUACUAGUCUACAACUAGGAGAUGAAAAUAGACUAGUCCAGUCAACAUUUUUAAAAACCUCCGAAACGAAUGGCGAUGAAUUAGACGAAAUAUUCGACCUUGACCUUUCAGAAAACGACGAAGAAUUUAGUGAUUUCCUAAAAGACACAAAUGUAAACGAAAAGGGAGAUAUUUUUGCAUCAGAAGAUUUAUCAUGGAUAACAACGGAUAUUUCAGAAGACCAAUAUCAUGAAUUUUCUACUUUAGCCAAAACCAGCUUUGAUGUUUCCACAAAUACAGAAACGUCUGUAUCAGGCGAAAUUUCCAAUUCUGCAGGUUUUGAUACAUCUGCUUCAACAAGCAUAGAUGUAUCUGGCUCAGAAAAAGAGGAUAAUUCCGUUAGUGCUGAUGCAUCUGCAUCUGAAAGUGUUGAUGGUUCGGUAUCUGCAUCCUUUAGUACUGAUAUCUCAGAUGCUGAAAUUUCUGCAUCGACAUCUACUUCUGCUGACACUUCGGCUGAUUUCACUACCAGCGUAUCGCAAGAUGUCAGUACGAGCACAUCGGAAGAGAUCAGUACCAGCGCAUCAAGUCAUUUCAGUGCUAGCGUUUCGGAAGACACCAGUACCAGCGCAUCGGCUGAUUUCAGUGCAUCGGCUGACUUUAGUGCCGGCGCAUCCGAGGACACCAGUGCUUCGACUGACUUCAGUGCCAGCGAGUCCGCGGAUUACAGUGCUUCGGAGGACACCAGUACCAGCGCAUCGACUGAUUUCAGUGAAUCGGCUGACUUGAGUGCCAGCGCAUCCGCGGAUUACAGUGCUUCGGAACACACCAGUACCAGAGCAUCGGCUGAUUUCAGUGAAAGCGCAUCGGCUGAUUUCAGUGAAAGCGCAUCGGCUGAUUUCAGUGAAAGCGCAUCGGCUGAUUUCAGUGAAAGUGCAUCGGCUGAUUUCAGUGAAAGCGCAUCGGCUGAAUUUAGUGAAUCGGCUGACUUCAGUGCCAGCGCGUCCGCGGAUUACAGUGCUUCGGAAGACACCAGUACCAGCGCAUCGGCUGAUUUCAGUGAAUCGGCUGACUUGAGUGCCAGCGCAUCCGCGGAUUACAGUGCUUCGGAACACACCAGUACCAGCGCAUCGGCUGAUUUCAGUGAAAGCGCAUCGGCUGAUUUCAGUGAAAGCGCAUCGGCUGAUUUCAGUGAAAGCGCAUCGGCUGAUUUCAGUGAAAGCGCAUCGGCUGAUUUCAGUGAAAGCGCAUCGGCUGAUUUCAGUGAAAGCGCAUCGGCUGAUUUCAGUGAAAGCGCAUCGGCUGAUUUCAGUGAAAGCGCAUCGGCCGACUUCAGUGCCAGCGCAUCGGACCACAUCAGUGCUUCAGCUGACUUCAGCGCCAGCGCAUCGGCUGACUUCAGUGCAUCCGCUGAUUUCAGUGCCAGCGCAUCGGAACACAUCAGUGCUUCAGCUGACUUCAGCGCCAGCGCAUCGGCUGACUUCAGUGCAUCCGCUGAUUUCAGUGCCAGCGCAUCGGUUGAUUUCAGUGCUUCGGCUGACUUCAGUGAAAGCGCGUCGACUAAAUUCAGCGCGAGUGCAUCAGCUGACAUCACCGCUUCGGCUGACUUCAGUGCCAGCGCAUCCGCAGACAUCAGUGCAUCGACUGACUUCAGUGCCAGCGCAUCGGCUGACUUUAGUGCCAGCGCAUCGGCAGACUUCAGCGCCAGCGCAUCCGCAGACAUCAGUGCGUCGGCUGACUUUAGUGCCAGCGCAUCCGCCGACAUCAGUGCAUCGGCUGACUUCAGUGCCAGCGCAUCCGCGGACAUCAGCACAUCGGCUGACUUCAGCGCCAGCGCAUCAGCUGACAUCAGUGCUUCGGCUGACUUCAGUGCCAGCGCAUCCGCAGACAUCAGUGCUUCGGCUGACUUUAGUGCCAGCGCAUCGACUGACAUUAGUGCUUCCGCAGACUUCAGUGCCAGCGCAUCAGCGGACAUCAGUGCUUCGGCUGACUUCAGUGCCAGCGCAUCGGCUGACUUCAGCGCCAGCGCAUCAGGUGACAUAAGCGCUUCGGCUGACUUCAGUGCCAGCGCAUCCGCAGACAUCAGUGCUUCGGCAGACUUCAGCGCCAGCGCAUCCGCGGACAUCAGUGCUUCGGCUGACUUCAGUGCCAGCGCAUCGGCUGACUUCAGCGCCAGCGCAUCAGCUGACAUCAGCGCUUCGGCUGACUUAAGUGCCAGCGCAUUCCGCUAGCUC